UUUCCAUAAAGGUGCCACAUGUAAUAAAAUGUCCCAGGUUAUAAAAGGUUAAAAUCUAAAUUAGUUGAGACUAGAAGUGUUGUCAAAAAGAUGAUGAAAAAUACACCAACUACCACCAGUCGGUACAAAGAUGUAAAAAAAAAAAAAAAAAAGAACAUGCAUGCAUAAAGUAAAGAUAACACUCGUCCUGCUGGUGUUGAUGCUUUAUUAGUCUUGCAUAAUCUUUUUCAGUGAGUACUGAUUAACCUUAUCUGAUUAACCUUUGCAGUCAUUAGUGAAGCUAGAGUGGUCCACGUAGAGUGAUACUCUGCAGAAGAUCAAUAUGUCACUGCAAGCAAAUGAAAACAUCCGUAUUUUCCGGGUGGUCUUCAGUCCAGCAGAUGGUGUGUGAAUGAAAACAAAAACUGUGUGAAGUAUAAAAAAGCAAUAUGGCCAGCUUUAAAAUGUGAACUUAUGUAAGACGACUUCUAUUGUUAAAACCAUCCUGUGGCCACAACAGAAAAACUUGAAAUCUUCUUAUUUAGUGAGAUGUAUUUCUUUAUUUGUGUGCUUAAUAUGAUUAAUGUGGAUGUUUUCAUGCAGUAAUAUAGUAAAUGCAAAAUUCAUACAUCCACUCAUUUUCUUAAUCGCACAUAGUGGUGCGGGGGAAGGCCUUAUAUAUGGCCUAAAUGCUGCAAAAUCUGAAAAGCAGCCUACAGGACAUAAAUAGAUGAAUUCCAAUAUAAGUCAAAUAAUGGCUAUGUUAAAUAACAGUAACAUUGUGAGGAAUUUUGGAGUUAUUGCCGACAGGAUAUGUCCUUUAGGCGUCAUUUGUCCCAUCAUACAUUUGUCCCAUUAUCCUGACAGAGACUGGGAGGAAGCUUUCAGGCUCUCUUCUGUUGAACCAGCUUCCAGUUUGGACUUUUUGGACACCCUCUCUACUUUUAAGGUUAGGCUUAAAAUUUUGGUUUUUGAUAAAGAUUAUAGUUAGUGUUGGAUAAGGUGACCCUGAACCAUCUCUUGAUUAUACUGGAAUAGGCCUAUAGGCUGCUGAGGCCUUCCCAUAUCCCAUGGAUUGAGUGUUUCUACUUUAUUUGUCUUUCUUCCCUCUCCAAGUGUUUAUCCAACUCUAUUGAAUUUGAUCAUUAGCGAUGAUUAAACUCUGGCUUUUUCUCCCAUGUGUGUGUUUUGUCCUGUCUCACGCUGCUCUUAUCUCUUUCCAAUCACCCCAACCCCUGAGCCUGGUUCUGCUGGAGGUUUCGUGCUGUUAAAAACGAGUUUUUCCUUUCCACUGUUGCCAAGAGUUUGCUCCUAGGGGGCCAUCUGAUUAUUGGACUUUGUUUCUAAUAUUGUAAGGUCUUUACCUGACAAUGUAAAGCGUCUUGCUGAGAAUGUUGUUGUGAACUGGUACUAUAUAAAUACAUUUGAACUGACAUUAAUGGUAUUUAAAGUCCUACAUAGUUAACGUUUUGAAAUUUUUUAAAACCAUUUUUAGCAUAUGAGUUGUUAACGCGCGUGUGAUGACGUCACUGUCGGGGUCAGGACAGGUUGACCUCAGGUGUGUGUUUUUUCUUUUCUGGGUCAUUUUUGCGGGGUUCUUCCUGCUGAAGGUAAACAAAUGGACGAAGCAGCGAUUUGCGGUAAAAAUAUGAAAAAUGUGUUCGAGCGGCGCGGAUUAAAGCGACGAAAAUGCCCGGACAGAAGAGAAGAUAUAACGUACGCUUCCCUCCUGCGCAUCAAAAAAAUCAUGCAGAAGGACACUGAGGUGGGCCGGAUGGCGAUGGCAGUUCCUGUAAUCAUAUCUCGGGCCUUGGAGAUAUUCCUGAAGUCUCUGCUGACCAAAACCUGUGUGAUUACAGAGUCCAAGCUCAGCACUGUUGUGUCUGUGGCUCACAUGAAGCAAUGCAUAGAGUCUGAAAAGCUCUUCCAUUUUCUCAAAGACUUGGUAGCACAAACCACGCCUACAACCCAGAAGGACAACAGAGGCAUGAGUAUGUGGCCUUUAUACAGGAACAAACAGCAUGAAGUUUCUGUUAAAAAACCACCUGAAGUGGAGGAAAUGGCUCCGCAAGGUAGCCUCGACUCACUUGACAACGACUCGAGUGCCAGUGAGUCGGAGCUCUACAUCUGCUUAUGACUGUGCAACCAGCGGAAGCCGCUGUGAAGUCACAGCAGCGCCUCAUUUCAUUAUGUCACUUCUCCUUACAUUUGUCUUUUGUCUCUGCUGUCCUGGAUCUUGGUCACAAAUAAGUGAGGCUAAGAAAUCACAUUGCUUCAGCUGACAUCGACAUACAAGUUGUUUCGUUAGCUCAAGUCCAGCUUUUGGAUAAAUAAAGGGUUUAUUUUCUUGGGAGGAUAAGGGAUCUUUGGAGCAGAUAUAUUUUAGGAUCACUUGAAUCUUUUGUGGAAGUUUGCACUGAGUUGUCAAUUUUUUUUCCUUCUUGCUGAUUAGGAAAUUGUGUUUAUAGAGCAGUACAUGCUUGUAUAAUAAUGCUAUUUAGAUUACAAUAUUGAGUUUUGAGAUUAUUCUGGAACACUUUUAGACAGUGUGCAGCUUUUUUUUUUUUACUGUAUUUUGAAGAUGUAUAUUUUUUGAUAUGAAUUAGAUGCUUUCACAAUGUAUUACUUUAUUUUUUGCUUGUUUUUGUUUUCUGGUAGGACUCGUGGGAUGUGCAGUAAUCUUUAAAACCAAACUAAGUGCUUAUUUUAAGAAAUAGUGGCCUUUGUGGUGUCUAUUUUUAGAGCACUUGUAAAUUAAAGUUUUAAAGAUAUUUGCAUAUGAAAUGAAAAUAAAUAACGUAUGUAAAUAAAUAAUUGGAAUCUCCAGAUAGUUCAAAUGUAAAGAAGUUGAAUAAAAACAAGUCGCAAGCAUAUAGGGAUUGGUUUAUUCCAAUAAACUAACCUUUUUACACUGUGAUGGCAUGAAAUGAGGAAUAAAUAGAUGCACUCUGUUCUGAAAGGUUAUUUUUACUGGAAUUUUUUUUUUUAAACAUUUUGAAACCAAAUACAGCAAAAACAUCUCUCUUUAGUUGCUACGCAGUGACCUGCACGAGGAGGUGAAACGGUUUCCAUGUCCCAGCACCGAUGAAGUUCGCUAACGUUCCUCCUGCUGAUCCACGCUGACAGACGCUACACUCGUAAUGAGCAUCAAAUCUAGUCUCAAUGGAACAAGCUGAAGUACAGUCCUGCUCGGCUGCAGGUGACCAGACGUCAUUCUUCCACAUGGGGGACAGUUUGGAAUGAAAACAUGCAUCUUGGCUUAAAGCAUCUUCACUACAAUGACACUCAAAAUGAGCAAUACAAGUAAAAAAUAAACAUUCAUUUUUUAAA
Molecule: messenger RNA, 3309 nt
Organism: Oreochromis niloticus (Nile tilapia)
Lineage: Eukaryota; Metazoa; Chordata; Actinopteri; Cichliformes; Cichlidae
Product: dr1-associated corepressor
Exons: 6
Coding region: 1598-2116 (172 amino acids)
Biological process (GO): transcription by RNA polymerase II
Cellular component (GO): nucleus; negative cofactor 2 complex
Molecular function (GO): RNA polymerase II general transcription initiation factor activity; core promoter sequence-specific DNA binding; protein heterodimerization activity
Source: RefSeq, a predicted model, not a curated record